AUGGAACUAACCCUCCAAUCCCUCUCCUUAUCCACCGCUUCCACUCCCAUCCCCGACUACAACAAAGGUCCCGACCCCCACCAAGCCCUCCAAAUCCACGACUACCUACGCGUCUCCUUCCUCCGCCAACCUGCCGAAGUAAAAGCCGCUUCCCAAAAAGCCAUCCAGCUGUUCAGCGCCUACUACCCGGAAACCCUGUCCAAAAAAUACUUUGUCAAUGUGCCGUUGGUUAUGCAGUGGAUGUUUGGCGCCAUGCAGGUUUUUAUGGCCAAAGAGACGGUUGCAAAGAUGCAGUGGAUGAGUUAUGGCGAGGAGUUGCAUAAGUAUUUGGGGAGUGAUGUGAGUAAGCAGUAUGGUGGUCAGGGACCCGAGUUGGAGGUUGUGGGUGUGACGCCCUUGUAUGAGCAGCAAGCAUCGGAAGACGCUGUUGCUGAUGCUGCUGCUGCCAAGGAGGUGGCUAUCUGA
Messenger RNA from Aureobasidium musti, 465 nucleotides. NCBI's taxonomy places the organism in Eukaryota, Fungi, Ascomycota, Dothideomycetes, Dothideales, Saccotheciaceae. The record is from the annotation of a GenBank genome assembly.